AUGACAGAGUCCGGCGAUGAGGCAUCCGACUAUGUUGUCGCCACCCCCCCAGGUCCUCAUCUCCGUGCCAAUUCCUCCAUCAAGCCGGGACCAGUGGAAGGCGUAGUCCAGAAGAUCAAAACAUGGCUGGCCCCAACCGACACAACAUCCCCCGCCAGUGAAUACCGCAAACAUCUCAACUCCCACGUGUCUAGCACCGGGGAUUGGAUCCUCAACACCCAGCAGUAUCAUCGCUGGAGUGAGACCGAUGCGAUCGGCGACCUCUGGAUCCGAGGCAUCCCGGGAAGCGGAAAGUCGGUGGUCGCCGCCACCAUGGUUCGGAGGCUACAGCAACGGGGAGACGCCCCGGUUCUGUUCUUCUUCUUUCGCGAGAGCACCGAGGAUAAUCAAACUCCCCACUCCCUCUUGAAAGACUUCUGCCACGGUCUGAUCGACCACUCGCCUCUGUUGCAGUCCACGCUCGAGACCUUGAGGCAGGAGACCCCUGAUGGGGAGACGGCUUUGUUCAACAAGCUGUGGUAG
Molecule: messenger RNA, 522 nt
Organism: Aspergillus aculeatinus CBS 121060
Lineage: Eukaryota; Fungi; Ascomycota; Eurotiomycetes; Eurotiales; Aspergillaceae
Exons: 2
Coding region: 1-522 (173 amino acids)
Source: RefSeq, a predicted model, not a curated record